Messenger RNA from Sphaeroforma arctica JP610, 2012 nucleotides. Its product is annotated as protein transporter Sec61 subunit alpha isoform 2. Gene Ontology annotation, biological process: SRP-dependent cotranslational protein targeting to membrane, translocation; post-translational protein targeting to membrane, translocation. Gene Ontology annotation, molecular function: transmembrane protein transporter activity; signal sequence receptor activity; ribosome binding. Gene Ontology annotation, cellular component: Sec61 translocon complex; membrane. The record is from RefSeq and is a predicted model, not a curated record. Lineage: Eukaryota; Ichthyosporea; Ichthyophonida. Bases 147 to 1568 code for a protein of 473 amino acids. The transcript is spliced from 8 exons.
AAUAUGUGUAUGUAUGAAAACACGCACGAACAAUCCGCAGCGUUCAGUCAGACACACUUCUACUACACACCAUAUACACUACAAGGGUACCUAGGGUGCUUGGAACAUUUACAUAUAUACAUAUAACACCAUAUAAAUAGCUCAUCAUGGGAGUGCGUUUCUUAAACGUUAUCCGGCCGUUCAUGGCAUUCGUGCCAGAGAUCAAUGCACCGGAAAAGAAAGUCCAAUUCAAGGAGAGGGUCGCCUGGACGUCCAUCACGCUCAUCAUCUUCCUGGUGUGCUGCCAGAUCCCUCUCUUCGGUCUCAUGUCCUCUGAGUCCGCCGAUCCCCUGUACUGGAUGCGUGUUAUCCUGGCGUCUAACCGAGGUACUCUGAUGGAUUUGGGUAUUUCACCCAUUGUUACGAGUUCGCUGAUCAUGCAGCUGCUUGCGGGGGCUAAGCUCAUUGACGUGGACAUGAACCUUAAGGAAGACCGAGCGCUGUUCAAUGGCGCCCAGAAGCUGUUUGGUAUGCUAAUCACCUUCGGUCAGGCGUGUCUGUACGUGAUGAUGGGUAUGUACGGAGAGCCCUCUCAGAUGGGCAUGGGCGUGUGCAUCAUCAUUGUCGUACAGCUGGUCUUCGCUGGUCUGAUUGUCUUGUUAUUAGACGAGUUGCUGCAGAAGGGUUAUGGCUUAGGUAGUGGUAUCUCGCUGUUCAUUGCCACCAACAUCUGUGAGACUAUCGUGUGGAAGGCCUUCUCGCCCCAGACCUUCAACGUCGGCCGAGGAAACGAAUUCGAGGGUGCUGUGAUUGCCACCUUUGAUCUGCUGAUUAAGCGUCCUAACAAGGUUGGAGCUCUAAAGGAAGCCUUCUACCGACAAAACAUGCCCAAUCUCAUGAACCUGUUUGCCACUAUCUUCAUAUUCGUGGUCGUUAUCUACCUACAGGGUUUCAAGAUCGACCUGAAGAUCAAGAGCAGCAAGUUCCGUGGACAGGACAUGACGUACCCCAUCAAGCUGUUCUAUACCUCCAACAUCCCCAUCAUCCUGCAGACAGCCCUGACCUCCAACGUGUUCUUCUUCUCACAGCUGCUAUUCAACAAGUUCGAGGAUGUGUUCUUUGUGCGCCUGCUGGGUGUGUGGGCUUCUGAGGGACCCAACUCAAACCCCAUUGGUGGAUUCUGCUACUACAUCUCUCCCCCACACUCUCUGGGCGAAUGCUGGAAGGAUCCUGUCCACGCCAUUGUGUAUAUGGUAUUCAUGCUGACCACGUGCGCCGUCUUCUCCAAGACCUGGAUUGAGGUGUCCGGUACCUCUCCCAAGGACGUCAACCGCCAGUUCAAGGACCAGGGUAUUCAGAUUGUAGGGUUCCGUGACUCCAGCACUCUGAGUGUACUCGACCGGUACAUCCCCACGGCCGCUGCCUUGGGAGGAUUGUGUAUCGGGGCUUUGUCCAUCAUUGCUGAUCUCAUGGGUGCCAUUGGCUCGGGUACUGGUAUCUUACUGGCUGUAACGGCUAUAUACUCGUACUUUGAGGUGUUUGCUAAGGAGCAGGCCGAGGCCGGCAGCAUGAAUGCGCUGGUGAUGUAGAGAUGUUCCGAGCGGGCUUGCUUGGUUGGGGUGGUUGCUGGCUGGCUUGGUUCCACUUGCACCCGCCUUGGGGGGGUUCCCCCGGACACCAGACUUUACGAGGGGAGGGGGGGCAUGUGUUCAACAAACAAACGAUGCGUCUCGACGGAUAUUGUUAGACUACACGUGCACAUACAUGUGUGGGUGUAUACGAGUGCCUUGGUUGGAGUGCAUCAGAUCUUUACACCAUAUACUUAUAUAGGGAAAGCACACACGUGUGUGGGUGUCAAGGCGUAUCUUGGUACGAGUGUAUCAGGUCUUAAUACCAUAAUUAUAUAUGACAAGCGAUGAUGUUUCUCGCAAGGCAAUGAGUUGCAUCACCACACCUUGGAGUGUAAUCAAUAAAAAUAUCUACGCACAAAUUAUGUGCGUCACAAUCCGAGGUACAUUUAAAAUCAAAUUCAC